This is a messenger RNA of Drosophila pseudoobscura, 2255 nucleotides long. RefSeq names its product pancreatic triacylglycerol lipase. The transcript has 3 exons. NCBI's taxonomy places the organism in Eukaryota, Metazoa, Arthropoda, Insecta, Diptera, Drosophilidae. The coding region runs from base 541 to 2181 and encodes 546 amino acids. Gene Ontology annotation, biological process: lipid catabolic process. The record is from RefSeq and is a predicted model, not a curated record. Gene Ontology annotation, molecular function: lipase activity; carboxylic ester hydrolase activity.
AAAUUGCGUGAGUGGCGGUUGAUCGGCUCAUUGCUGCAGCGGGAUCCACAACGAAACAAUCAAUCGCACUGGAGUAACGGAUUGUUACCCGUUCUGGAAAGCUCAACAAAGCACAAACUAAGCAGAAAACUAACGGCAGCCGCCAUUCCUUCGAGUGGACAGGCAGACAGACAGACAGACAGACAGCCAGGCACAGAGAGGAACAGGGACAGCAGACGAUAAGAUUAACGUUAACUUAAUUAAAGACAAACAAAAUAUUAAAGAAAGCACGCAACCAUCGGACCGAUCCAAAGCCCAUAUCGAGUGGAUCCGAGCAUUAUAGAACAGUCAGAGUGCCAGUCAGUGCAAGUGUCGGCUGCGCGUUCAAGUGAUUUGUGACUGCGACUGUGUCUGCGUGUGUGUGUGUGUGAGUGUGUGCCCCCAAAGCCCCUUCAGGAAUUAUGCAUGAAGAGUGACAAUAAGAACAAAAAGAAACAACAGAACUAUUAACAGUACUUACAUCAGAAUAACUAAAGAAGUGACACCUAAGUGGACCACACGAUGUAUGUGGCCAAUACCACUGGCGGCCUGAUGCUGCAGACCAUGCUCUACCUGGCGAAUCACACCAGUCGAGCGGCAGUCAACACUUUGAUCGACCUGCCACCGGCCCCCAAAAGCGAUAUCAACGAGGUGAAGUGCUUUGGGGUCUACGGCUGCUUUCCCAUUAACGGGCCGUGGAACACGGUGACGCGUUCGAUCAAUGUUCAUCCACAGAAGCCCUCGGAGAUCGAGCCCCACUUUACGCUCUACACACGUCCUGCCCUCGAUCAGCCCAAAUAUCUGGACCUCAACGAUCCGGACAGUGUACAGAAUAUGGGCAUUAAUAGAAAGGGCAAGAUCUACCUGCUUGUGCACGGGUACCUGGAGUCAGGCGAGAUCCAGUGGAUGCUGGACAUGGCCAAGGCGCUGCUGAAGCACGAGCCAGAGGGCGAGGCCGCUGUCAUUUCGAUCGAUUGGGGCGGCGGCGCCAGUCCGCCGUAUGUGCAGGCGGUGGCCAACAUUCGUCUGGUGGGUGCCAUCACAGCGCAUGUGGUGCACAUGCUGUACGAGGAGCUGGGCCUGCCCAAUCUGGACAACGUUCACAUCAUCGGCCACUCGCUGGGAGCCCAUCUCUCCGGCUAUGCUGGCUAUCACCUGCAGCGAGACUUUGGCCUGAAGGUGGCACGCAUUACGGGGUUAGAUCCGGCGGCACCACUCUUCACGGACACCGAUCCCAUCGUCCGGCUGGAUCGUACGGAUGCCCAUUUCGUAGAUAUCGUCCACACCGAUGCCAAUCCUCUGAUGAAGGGUGGCCUCGGCAUCAAUCAGCGGCUGGGUCAUGUCGAUUUCUUCCCGAACGGCGGCUUUGACAAUCCCGGUUGCGACAAGAAGCUGCAAGACGUGAUGAAGAGCAAUCGUAAGGCGACCCUUUUCACCACCAUGCAACAGUUCCUCGGCUGCAAUCACAUCCGGAGCCAGCAGUUCUUCACGGAGAGCAUCGGCACCCAGUGUCCUUUCAUGGGCAUCACCUGCGACUCCUUCGAUAGCUUCAAGGAGUUCAAGUGCACCAGCUGCGAUGAUCCCGGCCACACGUGCCUGCGCAUGGGCUUCCACAGCCAGGAGGAUUACCAGGAGCAGGUGGAGCGGGGCGAGCUGAGACAAGGCGACUCCCCGGGCGUCUUCUACCUGACGACCGGCGACAGUAAGCCCUUCUGCCGCCUCCACUAUCGCAUCACGGUGCGUGUGUCCAGCCACGAUGAGAGCACUCUGCAUGGCGGCGAGGUGGGCAUUCUCUCCAUUCGCUUGCAUGAAGCAGCAGCCGCAGCUGCAGCCGGGCACGACCGGAAGAAGAAGGCCACCACAGAGCUUAUGAAAUUCUCACACAAGGCCAUGUACUUUGAGCCGGGCUACGAGUACAAGGCGCUGGUGCCCGGCAAAGAGCUGCAGGAGCCGGACCACGCCACCGUCUACUGGGAGUACCCAACGAGCAUCCUCAAUCCGCUCACCUGGCGCAUUCUCUCCUCACCGCGCAUCUACCUGGAGUACAUACUCAUCGAGUCGAUGGAGUCCAGCGAUCUCUACCUGAAGCUCUGUCCCCAGCAUGAGGGGGCCAUCCUAUCCGGCGCUGAGAACGUGCUCCGCACCAGUUAUUGCAAGGACUAGUGGGGGAACACCAGUUGGUAUUUUAUUAUAGUAUUUUCUAAUUGCUCGCGAAAUUAACAACAACAAAACACACA